UUUUCUCCACACCAACAAUCCCCCUGAAAGACCCUUGCUGGUCUUUCUCCACCGAUUCUAGUGAUAUAACGAUCCUAGUUUCACGACUUGAGACGAUAUUUCGGUAGCCUCUCUGCAAACUUGGCACUCGCUAGCAUCGAUCCCCGAAGAGAUAACAGUCGUCCCCAUGGCGUCCCGCCCGGCUGACAGCUCAGCAUCCGACCCAACAGAGCCAUCCUCUACAAGCACGCCGACAAAGACCAUGGCAGCGCAGCGCCAAGGCUACUGGGCGCACGUUUUCGAUAGAAGCACGUUCGGGACUCGCGGGGAGGUCUGGGUGCCGCUUCAGCUGCUCGCCAUGGCGCUCGUCUUCUUCCCGCUCCCUGACUGGCUCGUCGCCGACAAGCUCGGCCUGCCGCUGUCCUUCUGCCCAUCUUACAGCGUCCGCGAGGGCGCGUUCGUAGCAGGAGUCCCACUGCUCGUGCUGAGCGUGUAUCUGGGCCUCGCUGCCUUCAACGACCUCGCAGGCAGCUUCUCCCCCUUCCCCAAGCCGCGCGCUGACGGGGGGCUGAAGACGGGCGGCGUGUACCGGUUUGUUCGCCACCCCAUGUACGCGGCGGCCGUGCUGCUGUCCACGGCCGUGGCGUGCGUGACGUGCAGCACGGCGCGGCUGGUGGCAGCGGGCGCCAUGGUGGUGAUCCACGACGCCAAGGCGCGCGUGGAGGAGAGGCACUUGAGGGAGAUGUUUGGGGCAAGGUACCUGAGCUACAUGAAGAAGGUGAAGCGGUUCGUGCCGCUCCUGUACUGAGCACGAGGAUCACAAGACGAUUCGUUCAUUUGGUUUUGAGAUCUGCUGGCCUGCUAUGGUUUCUAGGAGAUCCGAUGUUUGUAUAGUU
Molecule: messenger RNA, 875 nt
Organism: Closterium sp. NIES-67
Lineage: Eukaryota; Viridiplantae; Streptophyta; Zygnematophyceae; Desmidiales; Closteriaceae
Source: the annotation of a GenBank genome assembly